UAUUGCGAGGAGCCACUUUGUGCUUUUUGUUUAUCAACGGCCUUUUUCAUUCGUGGGGUGACUACAGCUGGAAAGACCCAAGCGGCGCCGUCUGGACGACACUUUACUAUUUCCAUUCCUUCCUAUUCUGGCCUCCGCGUAGGCCGUAUUAAUAGAUACAAGUCUUAUGUGAAUUUACUUCAAAAUAUUUCAGAAUUAUUCGGCACAUUCAAGGCGAGAAAGCACUUGAGCUUGGACGAAAUAUUAUCCACCGUUCAGAACGUCUGGAAAGGUCCGGAAGCUGACGAUUUACGAUAUUGCAACCUACAGAGUGAUAUGGAAAACAAGGCUUCUUCCUCAGAAACCCGUUCGCCGAUUACGCAAAGAAGAAGACUUAGUGUUCCAGAAACAGUAAUGAGAAAACAUAACUUGGCACUGGAACGGUCCAGCGUUUCUCAAAGUAAACACUUUUCCUGGGACAAAGAAGCAGAAUCAUGGAGUGACCCAAAUCUGAACAGAAAAAAGGAUUCUAAUAUAAUAAGGAAGUCCACCCUGCUGCGGCGAUUGUGGAGCGAUAAUUCCAAGCCGAAGUUAUAUGGAAGUUUUCACGAAUGGCAACAGUCGAACAGAAAGCUGUCUUCAACGCAAUCUUUAAAUUCCAAUAAUUCAAGUCCAGAACAUUUACCGAGAAGAUUCGAUCGUUCUUCGCCACAUAGAAAAUUCAGUUCAAGUCCUAGUAAAUUAUCUAGUAAAUUUACUGAAGAUCAAAAUACUGCGCUGUCGCCUAAAAGAAAACUGCCUGUUCUGCAGAAGACAUCCAGAACAUCACAAUCUCGAGAAACUACUAUCAAAUAUACUGGAUCCAGUUUUACCAAUAUGUCAGACACAAAUUCGGAUUCGGCAUAUUCAAAUAGCAUUUCACAUUUCACAGAAUCUGCAAGUUCAAGAUCUAAUAGCAAAGGAAUUCAAUCAGAUGAGAAUAGUAACAGAUGCAAAGAAAGUAAGCGCUUGGUGAAGGAAAGUGGUGCCCAAACUCGGGAUGUGACCAACUUAAACGUAAUUUCAAAUAUUAGUCUAAGUCAGUCAACGCUAGAUGUAAUAUUUAAAGAGGUUAUGAAGGACGUCGGAAGAGUGCCUGCUGGGAAUAUUAAUAUUAAUACUGCUGCUGUUACUUCGGACCAAGAGCCUGCUUUAAACAAUGAUAACUCGCCUAGAUUUUUUAUUGAUGCAACUUCAGAUGUAAAUUUUAAUACGAGUGGAGAUGUAGAAAAAUUGAUAAUUGGCAAAGUCCGAACAGGCAGUCCCUACUCAAAACCCGCAGAACUAAACCAGCCAUUGGUUCCGAGAUUUUCCGCAUUUCCUCGCACCUCCUCCAUGGAAGUUAAUACUAGUGAAGAAGAUAAAGAAGACUCAGAAACUCUCAGUUUUGUGGACAGUCUUGAAGAUUUUACUUCUCCUAGAACUAUGUCCAAUAGUUGUACAAGUUUUUCCGAUGUUGCUCAAUUAUUACCGGAAGGUAAAAAUGAUGAGUCCUCAAGAAAGUCUUCCACGUUUUUUAUUCCAAUACAAGUUAAAACUGAUAACGCUGACAAAAGUGUAUCGGAACUACUUCCAAAUAAGGUAAGGGAACGACUAAACGAAAGACAGCACCAAAGAGAAGAGAAAUUGAAGCAAUACAGGAACAGUAGUCAGUCGACCACUAGCAAUGUUAGCAUAAUAAAGAAUACCUUAAACUUCUCAAAUCACCUGCCAAAGAAGAAGGUGAAGCCAAUUCUCCCUAGUAUAGCUUCGUUGAAAAAAGCCUCUAUAAAGGAGAAGAAAAGUGAGCACCAGUCGAGAAGGAAACACGCUGAGUUGACCAGAAGUAGGAAUGAUGGCACAUUUAGGGCACAAGCAAAGGACAUAAACGCCGAGCCCAGCAAGGAUGCCCUUAUAAUUGCAAGAGGAAGAAGAGAAAUUCUACAAGUGACAGAAAGCGCUGAGCUGUCUCCUGAUAGAAGCAGGAAAUCAAAAAUACCAAUUCCUGUUUGCAUCUGCUCGAGCUCAAGAAAAGUGCAUUUUGACAAACCUUCUUAUUUAGAUUUCGACAAUUACGCUUCAGAUCCCAAAGUCGACCAGUUAAUUGCUAAUAUUUUAAUAGACUCCCUCAAUCAUAACACAGGAAUUGAUAGAUCCAACGAGGGAAAUAGCUCGAACUAUCCUAAAGAUAAAUCAAGUAGUGGAAAUAAUGGCAAUACACGUCCUCGACAUUCACUUCCUGACGAAAGUACAAAGCAACUAAUCGCAUUGAAAAACAACAAUUUAAGCAAUAACAAUAAUGCACUGCCUGAACUAAAUGGAAACUCAUCGAAAAACAAUAAUUCCUCUAUUCCGAAAGGAUGGGUGACAGUUUAUACAGUGCGUAAGGACCUGGAAUCGCCCGAAAGCACUUCAGACGAAGGAAAGAAAUAUUUGAUGGCUACAAGUGGAGCUGCGGAUAGUGUACGAGAGCGGCAAUAUUAUGAGAAAAUCGUCCCUUGUGACGAAAAUUGUGAUUACCCAAAAAAUAGUUUUAUACCUUCGAAUCGACACGAAAAAGCUACAGCAGAAACGCGCUUAGAUAUGAAUUAUUUAAACAAAUUUGAGAGCGCUAGGAAAUCGACUAAAAGAGACAGUCAACAAGAAAAAACCUCUUUAGGAGAAUGGUCAGUAACAAUAAGCGGAACCAAUACGUAUGGACAGGCUGCUCCAGACGUGGAGAUGAGGCUUAAGUUUCCGAAAAAGCAUCGAACGAAUUCAUAUUCGAGCUUCGAGAAAGAGAACAACCAAAACAGUCAUUGCAGAUUUCCGAAAAUUGAUGCUGACGCAACAAAAUUAAAUUGUGAAAGGCAAUACCAAAAAGAAAAGUCCCAAAAUUAUGAUAACUUGCCUAAAAUUAAAAAUACUCGAAGAACGCGAAAGAGAGAAGGAUCUGUGCUGUCUAUGUCAUCUUCAGUAAUGAUUCCUAGACAAACUAAAACCAGUACUAGCAGAUACCAUUUUUCAAGACCUCGGGAGCGAUUUUCAUUGCCGGAAGUGCCUUCAAUGUUAAAUGAAAGACAAUGUUUUGAUAUUAUGAAGCAGAUUCCCGACAUACUGGCAGUCACAGGUCGAUCCAUCAGUCCGGAACUUAGACCAAUGGAAGAGAGAUGAACCAAUCAAAUUGGCGAUUUAUUUUUUGAAAUGUACCAUAUUCUGUAAAAUAGAUAUUUUACUGCAAGCUCAAAUCAA
This is a messenger RNA of Dendroctonus ponderosae (mountain pine beetle), 3228 nucleotides long. RefSeq lists its product as uncharacterized. The coding region runs from base 316 to 3150 and encodes 944 amino acids. NCBI's taxonomy places the organism in Eukaryota, Metazoa, Arthropoda, Insecta, Coleoptera, Curculionidae. The transcript is spliced from 9 exons. The record is from RefSeq and is a predicted model, not a curated record.